Hyalella azteca is the source of this 403-nucleotide messenger RNA. Its product is annotated as aspartic and glutamic acid-rich protein-like. The record is from RefSeq and is a predicted model, not a curated record. Lineage: Eukaryota; Metazoa; Arthropoda; Malacostraca; Amphipoda; Hyalellidae. The annotation marks the transcript as partial. The transcript has a single exon.
GACGUCGGAGAAGACCGGAGGUAUCGCUGAAGGCGGUAAGUUCGAUGUCGAGACGAUCGAAGGCAUCGCCGAAGGCGCUAAGUUGGAUGUCGAGACGACCGAAGACACGGCCGAAGGCGAUAAGUUGGAUGUCGAGACGACCGAAGACAUGGCCGAAGGCGGCAAGUUGGAUGUCGAGACGACCGAAGACAUGGCCGAAGGCGGCAAGUUGGAUGUCGAGACGACCGAAGACAUGGCCGAAGGCGGCAAGUUGGAUGUCGAGACGACCGAAGACAUGGCCGAAGGCGGCAAGUUGGAUGUCGAGACGACCGAAGACAUGGCCGAAGGCGGCAAGUUGGAUGUCGAGACGACCGAAGACAUGGCCGAAGGCGGCAAGUUGGAUGUCGAGACGACCGAANUGUAA